Fomitopsis serialis is the source of this 551-nucleotide messenger RNA. RefSeq lists its product as uncharacterized. Lineage: Eukaryota; Fungi; Basidiomycota; Agaricomycetes; Polyporales; Fomitopsidaceae. The transcript has a single exon. The record is from RefSeq and is a predicted model, not a curated record. The coding region runs from base 156 to 449 and encodes 97 amino acids.
CGGGGCACGGUGGGAAGAGUGUCUGUAGCAGGAUGCUGCCGGCAGUACUCAUCGAGUCGUGAAUAAUGAGGUAUCAACACCCAUAGCUAUAAAGAUCGAAAUGGUCGCCUGACAUUCUCUAGCAUCCGCCCAAGUUCGCGCUCACCUACUGAAUCAUGUCUCAACUCCAAGACCUCACCCGCUGCCUCCUAGCCGCCGGUUACGCCGCGCACCCCGAUGGGCAAAGCACGUACCUGCUCUACACCAACGCCGGCACUCUCGUAAUGAAGCAGUGGACGGGUGACUCCUUUGGCAAGGAGGAGCUCGUCGCAACGGCUGUCCGUCCCGAGUCGGCGGCUGCCAUCCUGCCCGACCCUGAGGACAGCCUCAUAUUCGCUAUCACACCCUCCUCCACCCUUGCAGCCUUCCAGUACGAUGAGGAUUGGAGGGAGUGGGCGGAAAACUGUUGAUGAUCAAACUGAAGUGGGAUCUAAUCUAUGCUGCCACCGUCAUUUCGGAGCUUAAAUACUGUGACAUUUUCACAAUGGCGCCAGAGGACCCACUACAAGCAG